This is a messenger RNA of Aphidius gifuensis, 2104 nucleotides long. Its product is annotated as cytochrome P450 9e2-like. The record is from RefSeq and is a predicted model, not a curated record. Lineage: Eukaryota; Metazoa; Arthropoda; Insecta; Hymenoptera; Braconidae. The coding region runs from base 321 to 1829 and encodes 502 amino acids. Gene Ontology annotation, molecular function: heme binding; iron ion binding; monooxygenase activity. The transcript has a single exon.
GAUACGUUUCAUAAUAAAUAACAAUGGUAAUAAUUAUCUUCUAAAUAUAUUCAACCUUGGAUAUAAAAUCCACUUAUUUCAUUUAUUUUUUCUCCUUCUACAUCAACGCGUCUCUCCCACUUUUUGAAUGUUAUUUUAUGAUAUAAGUUUUCUAGUUUUAUGACAGUCCACUUGUUUGCAAUAAAUUUAUCCAAAUACGCACAUGAUAAAUUACGUAACGUGAUAAAAAAAAAUAAAAACACAAGCCAGAGUUUACAGUUAUCGUUUAUUAACAAUUAAAAUAUAAAAUCAUAUUAUAAAUAAAAAAAAACAAAUUUAAAAUGGAAUUAUUAACAUUUUUACUGUGGAUGUUAAUAAUCGGUGUGACAAGUGGAUUGUAUAUGUUAUAUUCACAAAUGACCUACUGGUCAGGUAAAAGUGUACCGUAUGAAAAAGUAACACCAAUCAUUGGAAGUCUAGCACCAGUAUUUUUUCGAAAAAAAUCAUUCGCAGAAUUUAUUUAUGAAGCGUAUAAUAAAUACAAGGAUGCAAAAUAUUAUGGAAUGAUGGAUUUUAAUACACCAACAAUAUUAGUAAAAGAUAUUGAUUUAUUAAAAGACAUUUGUAUUAAAAAUUUUGAUAAUAAUCCAAAUCAUAAAAGCUUUAUUGACGAACGUAUGGAUCCAAUAAUGUCAAAAAAUGUAUUUUCAUUACGUGAUGAACGUUGGAAAAAAGUACGUGCUACAUUAAGUCCAUCAUUUACAGCAAGUAAAAUGAAAUUUAUGUUUAAUCUUGUAUCAAAAUGUGCUGAUGAUUUUGUUAAAUAUUUAAUUGAUAAUCCAGAAUUAAUAAAAUCAAUGGAAAUGAAAGAUGCGUUUACACGUUAUACAAAUGAUGUUAUUGCAACAUCAGCAUUUGGUAUUAGUGUUGAUUCAAUGAGAGAUCGUAAUAAUGAUUUUUAUUUAUAUGGUAAAGAUGCAACAUCAUUUGAUGGUAUUUUUAAAACAUUUAAAUUUAUAUUUGCAAGAUUUUUUCCAAGGUUUAUGAAGUUUCUUGGUUUUCAAUUUUUAUCUGCAAAAACAGAUAAAUUUUUUAAAAAAUUAAUGCAUGAAACAGUUAAAAUGAGAGAUGAAAAAUCAAUUGUAAGACCUGAUAUGAUACAUUUGUUAAUGCAAGCAAGAGACAAUGACAAUGGUAUUAGCAUUGACAUUGAUGACAUAAUUGCACAGGCAUUUAUAUUUUUUCUUGCUGGUUUUGAUACAACUUCAUCGCAUAUGACAUUUUUAUUUCAUCUAUUGGCUUUUAAUAAAGAUGUACAGGAUAAAUUAUAUGACGAAAUUCAAUCAUUGACUGAUAAUGGAGAAAUAACAUAUGAAGCAUUAUUAAAAAUGAAAUACAUGGAUAUGGUUAUGCAUGAAGCUAUGAGAAUGUAUCCACCAGCUGUUGUUACUGAUCGUGUUUGUGUAACACCAUUUAAAUUACCACCUGCUAUGCCAGGUUGUAAAGAAAUUAUUGUUGAACGUGAUACAAUUUUUUGGAUACCUAUUUAUGGUAUUCAUAUGGAUCCAAAUUAUUUUCCACAACCAGAUAAAUUUGAUCCAGAAAGAUUCAAUGAUGAUAAUAAAGAUAAUAUUUUGCCAAAUACAUUAAUUGGAUUUGGAUUGGGUCCACGUAAAUGUAUCGGUGAAAGAUUUGCUGUUAUGGAAACUAAAAUUAUUAUUGCAAAAAUAUUGAAAAAAUUUAUUAUCAAUCCAACUGAUAAAACUAAAGAAAAAAUUGUUUUCGAUAAAGCUAGUUUUAACAUUAAAAAUGAGGGUGGUGUUUGGUUAAAUUUUGAAUUGAGAAAAUAAUAAAUAUAAUUUAUUGUUUUAUUAGCAAGUGUUUUUUUUAUAAUUUAAAAUUUUUUUAUUUUAUUCUCAAUGACAAUUAGUUGGUUUAUUUUAUUUUUUAAAAUUUUUUUCUAAGAUAAACUACAGUUGCUUGUCAUCAUUAGAAAAAAAUAAUGCGCAAAUAAUACUUGCUAUUUAUAAAUUAACUCAAGGCCAGCAUUCAAUACAUAGAAAAUUGUUAUUAAUUUUUAAAAUCCAAUUAAUCAACUGUUGAUUUUUUUAUUAUCAUUAUCUAA